GUGGUCGUAUUGUGCGUUGGGUGUUUGUGUGUGACGCUCCGAUCAGAACGCAAACAAGGAGGUUUACAAACUCGCGUGGUACGCUUUCAAGACACGCUGUGCUGUUCGCGCAUGCGGUGCGUCUCUACGGACACCUUGGAUAUUACUACUCUGGAUACCUGACAUGACACUGCGAGAAAAUAUGUCUUAACCGGGAGCACGUUGCGUGGCGUGGCACUAACCACUGGCGCAUGCUGCCUGUCCCAUUAUGCCAGGUGUGGUGUCCUCGCACGCUCUGAGCGCCUCCUCGCCGCCAUGUCCUCGCACCGCGACGAGGCCGUCUACCACCAGUGGUACAAUGACCCACGUACGGUGCGCAAGAUGAUGAACGAGCUGGUGGUGUCUCCGACGGCCGGCCGCUGUCCUACGUGCCAGGUGCCCUUCGACAAGGGAAAGCGACGCCGCAUCACCGAGGACUGCGGCCAUGAGCGCUGCUACUACUGCAUGCUCAACUCCGACGGGCCAGGAUGCCCCAUCUGCGCUGCCGAAGCCACGAAACCUCCUAGCAACCAGUCCAGGCCUCGCAUGAAGACCAAUGGACACUUCACCACGUUCAUGCAAACCCGCAACCCUCAUACAAGAGGUUCUCCGGUGUCAGGCAUGGCCAGUCCGAAGAUUAGCCAUAUUUCCUGGAAAGACCGGCAGAUGACAAGGCCUUCCACUGUUAGCGUAGACACCCACAACGCCUUGUCAGACUUGGCCAAGGUCCAGCACUGGCCAAUGAAUAUGGUCAGAAAAAUAAAAUCUCUAUGGACCAUAGAUGACGAGUUUUUGCAGCCCAUCUACCACCAGCCGUAUCAGCACCAUCGGCCACCUCCUCCUCCCCCUGUUGUACCCCAUCCUCCGCCGCUGGGAGGCUCACAGCAGCAGCGGCAUGCAUCCGAGCACCUGUACACUCGACUCGGACUCCUCCUGGGCGAGGGCAGCAACCACAGCCAGGGGUCAUUUGCCAGUGUCUCUUCGCUCGCCAACAGCGACAUUAACAUAGCUGGUUCUAACAACACCAGUCCCAUCUCUACACUGACGGGAUCAUCAGAGGCAGAAGCCAUGAGCAUACUACGUAGCUCGAGCAGAGAAGAGAGCUCAGACAGCGUUGCAUCGCUCAUGAGUACCAGCUCGUCACCAUCACCUUCACGCAAAGAACCUUUCCAGCAGAGGAAUAAUAGUGUGCCCAACAACAGGAGGGGCACACCACUUAAUUGCUCAAACAAACGCCAAGCCUUUGGUCACGCGAGAUGGGAGCAGCUGCACUACAAGAUCUCACUUCAGCCAGCAUUGAAGCCGUUGUUCUUUGAAGUUCCCCAAGCAGAUCGGGAUCCACCGUUUGUUGGGAGGCAGUGGCUCUUCGACGAAAUUGAGAGUUGCAAAAAGGAUAACAACAAAGGUGUGGUCAUUGUUGGGUGUCCCGGAUCGGGCAAAACUGCUGCCAUACUGCAGUUAGUUGACUACAGCACCUUUGGUCGCAAGAAGGAAGAAGUCACCUAUGGCACUGCCGGUGUGCGCCACUGCGAACCGGAGCGUCACGGUACGUUGGGCGGCAGCAGUGUCGGGAGCGGCUCGGCUUCGUCGAUUUACCAGCCGCGUCUGAGUGCCAAGCAGGACGGUGCACGUUGCCUAGGAGGCCACCUAGUUGCCUACCACUUCUGCCAGGCGGACAACAACGUCACCUGCCUGGUGUCGGAGUUUGUGCACAGCGUGGCCGCCCAGCUCUGCCAGGCUCCCCAGCUGGUGGCAUACCGUGACUUGCUGCUCCGAGACCAAAGACUUCAAGAUGUACUCAGCCUGUCUUCAUGCCAGACGGACCCUCACGAAGCCCUGGUGAAAGGCAUCUUGGAACCGUUAAGCUCCCUGAGGCAGGCAGGUCGAAUCCCAAACACCCAAUGCUUUAUUGUUGUGGAUGCACUCAAUGAAGCUGAACUGCAUCGGCCCGACUAUGGAGACACCAUUGCCUCUUUUCUGGCCAGGCAUAUACUCAAGUUCCCUGCAUGGCUCAAGCUGAUAGUUACUGUACGGACAGCAUUCCAGGGAGUCAGCCAAAUGCUGCCAUUUCACCAGAUCUCUUUAGAUAGGGUGUCUUGCAACGAGAACCUAAUGCGAGACAUUGUGGGCUAUGUGCUCUUUCGAAUCGAGUCCAGUCCCUCAGCACGGGCCAACAUCACAGUCAACAAUGGGAAGCAAGAUGGCUCAACACAUGCAAGGUUUGCCAAUCAUCUGGCCAACUUAAGCAGGGGUUGCUUCCUAUAUGCCAAACUGACCAUGGACCUCAUCGAGCGUGGUCACCUGGUGGUCAAGAGCAGCAGCUAUAAAGUCCUGCCUGUCAGCCUCAGUGAAGUGUACCUGCUGAACUUCAACCUGAAGUUCACAACAACCAGAGCAUUUGAAAGGGUGCAAAAUCUCCUGCAGGUUUGCAUGGCAUCACUGUAUCCUCUGCGUCCACACGAGCUAUAUCACAGUGUGAAUGCAAGCGCUACGUACGAGCCCAUGACGUGGGCGGAUUUCCAGCAGCGUUUGACAACACUGACCAGUGCUCAGUUCAUCAUACAGCGUAAUGAUGACUCACUUAUGCUGGCCCAUCCUUCUCUACGAGAGUGGCUCAUUCGUCGAGAUGAGAAUGACAGCACUAAAUUCCUCUGCGAUAUCAGAGCGGGGCACGCAUCAAUUGCACUGCGCAUGUCGCGCAUUGAAGCACCACUUGACCCAAGCCAGCUACUGGAGCUGGGCCAUCACAUUCUCAAGGCACACAUUUACAAGAACGUUUCCCGUGGCCUUCCCCCGUCGUGCACUCCUCGGGACUUGCAAGCACUGUGGGUCUUCCAAAGUGCUGGAAGCGUCUCCUCUGCACUGGUGGCUCCUGCAAACCUGUACAGCCCGAAUGUCAAAGUGAGCCGUCUGCUGCUGCUGGCUCAGGCUGAUCCCAAUGCACGAACCCACUGGCUGAACCGAGCCCCUCUGUUGGUGAUGUCUGCCUACGAGGGAUUCACGGAUAUGGUGACUUCACUGGUGGAGUUUGGAGCUGAUGUCAAUGCUAGCUCCGAUGUAGGGCGCACUGCUCUCAGCAUGGCCUGCCAGCGAGGGCACUUUGAGAUCGCCAAGUACCUCCUCUCAUGCGGAGCAAGGAUUGACCAUGUGGACAACGAGGGCCUUUCAGCACUGGCACAUGCAGCUAGCUCAGGCCACUUAGACUUGGUGACACACCUGGUGCAAUGCAAGUGGCCAGAUGAUUUCGGCAUGGCGCUGGGUCUUCACAGGGCAGCACAGCAGGCUUUAAUCACAGCUGCAAAGUCUGGACACAUUGAGGUGUGUGAGUUCCUGCUGAACAUGAUGGAGGUACAGGUGAACAAGCAGGACGAUUUCAGUGGCCACACAGCAUUGACGGCAGCAAGCCUGGCAGGGCAUCGAGACGUCUGUGCGCUGCUCAUGCGACGCGGCGCCUCGGCACUUGUGCGCUCCAAUGCCGGAGAGCCACCCUUGUGCUGUGCUGUGCGUGAAGGCCACUGGGCAGUUACUGAGCUUCUGCUGUGCCACGCACGUGCUCUGGAGCAGACCGAUGCACUGGGACGCUCGCCACUUGUGCUGGCUGCUGCUGAGGGACAUGUCGGAGUGCUGGAGCUGCUGCUCUCCAAGGGUGCCGAUUUGUUAUGGCAAGACAAGGAUGGCCUAUCUGCAUUGAGCUGGUCCUGCAGUCGGGGUCAAGUUCAAGCAGCUCAGUGCCUCCUCACCCACGGUGCUGAUAUCAACCACAGUGACAAAAAAGGCCGGACGCCACUGGACAUGGCUGCCACCCAAGGAAAUGCAGAGAUGAUAAAGCUGCUCCUAAAUAACGGUGCUGAAAUUGAACACGUGGAUCUGAAAGGUACCAGAGCUCUUGAUCGGGCAAUCGGCACCGGAAACCUUGAUGCCAUCAACUGCUUUCUACAAGCAGGGGCCAAGAUAGGAUCACAAACAUGGGAAAUGGCAGCUGAUAAACCUGACGUUGUGCACCUUCUGUUGAAUAAGCUCCAUCAAGAUGGAGCUCUUUUAUACAGAAAAGGCCACAUGAAGGAGGCUGUCCAUCGGUACCAGUAUGCCCUGAAGAAGUUUCCUGCAUCUGUUGUCGAAGACGCAGACAGUGGAAGCAUAUUUUUCCAGCUGAAGCACCAGUUGCUGCUCGGACUUGCCAAGUGCAAGAGGAAAUUGAAUGAACCUGAUGCAGCUAUCUCAGCUGCAACUCAAGCCAUCGAGCUUCGACCAAAGAGCUUUGAAGGCCACUUCAUUCGAGCUAAAGCAUUCAAGGACAAAGGGUGCCAAGCUGAGGCGCAAGCAAACAUUGAAGAAGCUCUCAAACUGGCCCCCAUUUCAAACAUUGAGCAGCGACGAACACUAAUGAAAGUGCAGGAGGAAAUCAGAGCGGGAGAUCUUGACUUCGUUUGCACUCAGUACAUGUCAACAAGAAGCUCUCUGGACAACGAGUCACACUGCACAGACAGCAUGGACCAGGUUUGCAGCAUCUCAGUGGACAGCAGACUCAGCUUGGCAUCAGUGCAUCUUUGAGCACAGUCUGUAGGGACGAGAACUCCUGUCUGUCUGAAGAUGGCAUUUGGAAAGUGCAUCUCUCCACACACUUCCCCCGUUCUUGCCCUGGUCAAGAACCUUCCUGUUGUAGUUUACUGUGACCUCUUUCUGUCUUGGUAGGUUCCUGUUCACACAAGUGCAUGCAGCACAGAAAAGGAAGACUAAGUAUUUAUUACUUUAUUGUGCGUCUUACGUCUUUGUACAUAACAGCCCGACUUCUCUGUAUUUAUGCGAGCAACACUCAUGGAAAAGAAGAAACACACUGAUAUCGUAAGGUGGCAUUACCACGUGACAGAACCAGGAUAGACGUCACUUGUUAGCACUGUUGGGGACGUAUUUCCAGUUCCAAGUGUCUGUGUUGAGUGGUCGCUGGCUGGCUAUUGAUCUACUACACAUUUCAAAAUGAAAUACCACAGUUGGCAUGCAUUGCACAGGCACUAUUAGGAAGUGCCCACAUGCAAGAAACCCAAUCUGUGCUUGGGUAUUGUGUGUGCAAUGAUUUUUUUUUCAAACACAUGAGCUUAUUAUACAAACAUGCGGACGCUGCAUUACAAAGCUGUUUAUGAGUAUUCUUUUUGUGAUGUGACCACUCACGGAAAGUCGUAGCAAGCACGAACUUUGCGGGCAUAUUACAGUCAACACAGGUGCAAAAAAAAAAAAAAUUAAAUGGGCUUCUCACACGUUGGCACCGAUGACUUACAAAGGUGUUGUUUGUGACAUGCGAAUAUUGUCUCUGUGAGGCAAGCAGAUGGCAUUUGACAUAGCAGCUUUGGUAAUAGUAGUAACAUGCCACAAGAUUCAUACUUGCAAAGUGCAUAGUGGUACGUACCAAGUGGUAGGCUAUGACAGUGUGGUUCUUGUAGAUGCAUGGCUUUUAAGGCUGCUACAGUCUUCUACCUUGCUGUUUUUGCAUUUGGUUGUUGUAAGGAUGAAGAAUUUACAUAGAACCACCAAAAGCGCUGCAGUACGAAAGACUCCUGAUACUAAUCGAGAAUGAUCAUUGCACACAAUUUAUGUCCUUAAUUGAUGUAUUAUGCAACUGUCUCUUUUGCGUGCCAUUGUUAAUAUAUCUGCAUGUAUAGUUUAGGGACAAACACGUGGUAUGAUGCAAUGCGGGCUUUUGGACUUUAUUGAAUGCACAUCCACGGCAGAAUGAAACGUUAAGAAAUAGUAAAAUAAAAUAUGCCACCUAAUACUUGCAUGUACGAGCUGUUUUAUUCAUCAAAUGACUUAAGCUUACCUUGAGACAUUCAAUGGCUGUAAUAAGAAAGGUCCUGAAUCUUUAGGCUAUCAUGAUUAAGAGCAGUCUAUGUUCAUUACAAGAGAGAACUCUUGCAACACUAAGGGUAGACUCUGGACAUAAUGUUAAUCUAAAAGAAGCUGAUUGCUCCUUUACUAAGAAGUGUCACACAUUCAAAGUAUUAUGUUAUUAUGAGUUUUCUCUUGGACUGACUUAGGUUAGCAAAAACAAAACCCGGCAUGUCUGAUUUGUUCUGUUUGUGUGAGUUAUAUGAAACCCUGCAAUUUAUAAUCCACAAGCCAUUAAUAAAGUUUUUGGUACUUGUUA
Messenger RNA from Rhipicephalus microplus (southern cattle tick), 6157 nucleotides. It is a transcript of the gene rols, whose product is annotated as zinc-RING finger and ankyrin repeat domain-containing protein rolling pebbles. Lineage: Eukaryota; Metazoa; Arthropoda; Arachnida; Ixodida; Ixodidae. Gene Ontology annotation, molecular function: protein binding. The record is from RefSeq and is a predicted model, not a curated record.